Molecule: messenger RNA, 1394 nt
Organism: Ochotona curzoniae (black-lipped pika)
Lineage: Eukaryota; Metazoa; Chordata; Mammalia; Lagomorpha; Ochotonidae
Gene: EPM2A
Product: EPM2A glucan phosphatase, laforin
Exons: 4
Coding region: 23-1018 (331 amino acids)
Biological process (GO): protein dephosphorylation
Cellular component (GO): nucleus; cytoplasm
Molecular function (GO): protein tyrosine phosphatase activity; carbohydrate phosphatase activity; starch binding
Source: RefSeq, a predicted model, not a curated record
CGGGCAGACGCUGCCCGUCGCCAUGCGGUUCCGGUUCGGGGUGGUGGUGCCGCCCGCCGUGGCCGGGGCCGGCCCGGAGCUGCUGGUCGUGGGGUCGCGGCCGGAGCUGGGGCACUGGGAGCCGCGCGGGGCCGUGCGCCUGAGGCCGGCGGGGACCGCAGCCGGCGCGGGGGCGCAGGCCCUGCAGGAACCGGGCCUGUGGCUCGGGGAGGUGGAGCUGGCGCCCGAAGAGGCGGCGCAGGACGGGGCGGAGCCCGGCCGCGUGGACACCUUCUGGUACAAGUUCCUGAAGCGGGAGCCGGGAGGAGAGCUCUCCUGGGAAGGCAAUGGACCUCACCAUGACCGCUGCUGUACUUAUAAUGAAAACAACUUGGUGGAUGGUGUUUAUUGCCUCCCCAUAGGACACUGGAUUGAGGCCACUGGGCACACCAAUGAGAUGAAGCACACCACAGACUUCUAUUUUAACAUUGCAGGCCACCAAGCCAUGCAUUAUUCAAGAAUUCUACCAAAUAUCUGGCUGGGUAGCUGCCCUCGCCAAGUGGAACAUGUGACCAUCAAACUGAAGCACGAACUGGGGAUUACAGCUGUCAUGAAUUUCCAGACUGAAUGGGACAUUGUCCAGAACUCCUCGGGGUGCAACCGCUACUCAGAACCCAUGAGUCCCGACAGCAUGAUGAAGCUGUAUAGGGAAGAAGGCUUGGUCUACAUCUGGAUGCCAACACCAGAUAUGAGCACAGAAGGCCGAGUGCAGAUGCUGCCCCAGGCUGUGUGUCUCCUUCAUGCCCUGCUGGAGAACGGACACACCGUGUAUGUGCACUGCAACGCUGGGGUGGGCCGCUCCACUGCCGCCGUCUGUGGCUGGCUGCAGUACGUGAUGGGCUGGAACUCCAGGAAGGUGCAGUACUUCCUCAUGGCCAGGAGGCCAGCCGUGUACAUUGAUGAAGAUGCCCUGGCUCGGGCGCAAGAUGAUUUCUUCCAGAAGUUUGGGAAAGUUCGAUCUUCCAUAUGCAGUCAGUAGCUAGCAAAUGUGCCCCCUCUUGCUUCCAGUUUUUAAGAAACCUAGGUUGAUGUUGGCCAAAUGACCUAGAAACAAUGAUUGAUCUGGAGCAGAAAGGAUAGCGGCCGAGGACUCUUCCUUAACCUGUUCCCAUUCAUCUAGAGCAUGACUGAUUAUUUUGACUGGGCUAUGUCCUUGAAAUAUUGUGCUUAAGAAAUGGUGUCUGGCACAUGAGAAAAAGCCCCAAACAAUUGGCUAUGCAGUGCUGGUCUGGAAUCAGAUAGGAAGAGAAUGAAUACAGUUCCUGUUGGCUGCAGGUACCAAAAGCCAUUUGCUCUGGUCUACAAAUGCUACAGAUUCAUGGCAGUAUUCUGCCUUUGUAGCCCCUUGACAUACA